Molecule: messenger RNA, 2040 nt
Organism: Oikopleura dioica
Lineage: Eukaryota; Metazoa; Chordata; Appendicularia; Copelata; Oikopleuridae
Source: the annotation of a GenBank genome assembly
AUGAAUGCAGAACUUUGUGGGUCGCCAGCAGCGUCUGGUAAAUCCUCUUCACGAAGGCCACGAAGUGCGAAUCGAGUGGGUCGAAGUGCGUCUUCAGGAUGCGAGGGCAAGGCUCGAAAGACUUCGUCAAGCUCGCCGAGUUCUAAACCUCGAGCAAGAAAACCUUCAAAACGAGGUCGCUCAUCUCAGGGAUCUGCUUUUGAACAACCAAAAUCGAAAUGUCGACCCUCGGAUCAGGCUGCGAAUUCUUCUUUUGGAGAUUCGCAAUUGCUUUCGAGCUCGGCUAAUUCGAAUCAAGCGAGCGUUUCUGAGACUGAUUCCGAACAGCCUUCGACUAGCGCUGCUGCUCGUAAACAUGAUGAUCAACUCGUUCGUAAUCAUGGCCGUAUUGACGUUUGCCGUUUUCCUGAUCAAAUUGCUCCCGAAUCCAAUUCACUCGGAAGCGACCGUCAACCUCUCGAGCACCGCAACAUUGAAGGAACUUUGAGAGUUUGGAACAAGUAUUCGACCGCCUUGCUCAAAAUGGCUCAAAAGCGGAAAUCACUCUUUGAAAAUUGCCCGAUGAAUGUUGAAGAAGGAAAACGUUUUACGCCGCUGGAGACGAUCGACUGGCACACUGUCCGGUUGAUGUACACCUGUAAAAGCGAAAACGUGAUGGGAUCUCACCCGUCCCACAACUUCAAUCUUCAUCAGGGCUCGCUCAUCGAUUUGAACAUUUGUGACCGAUUUCUUCCUGUUCAACAAGCUCAAGCGGCUCUCGCUGCGUCCGAAUUCUAUCUUACGGUUUUGGGCAUCAAGAUGAUGACGACUGUCGAAGAAAACUCCGUCAAGAUAAGAAUGAUAUCUACCACAGCGAAAUCCGUUACAGAAGAAUUCGGAGCGCUCGAUCUACCAGCCAAAGGCAAGAUUGACAAAUCUUUUCGAUUUGGUCAAGACGUCACUGAAGAUUACUUGGCACUGCUCAAAUCACUCUGUACUGCAAGCUACGGGGAUCAAAAAACUUCUUACCAGUUUACGCCAAGCGAAAACGAGCUGAUUCCUCUUUCGAUCAUCGACACCAACAUGUUCGAUUAUCUUUUCACAGUGGAAGCCAUCGUCGACAGCGUUUACGACAAGGUGGAGUUGAGCAUCGUAGAAGACGACAAUUGGAUUCCCGCAAGCUUCCAUUCGUACCCUUAUGACAACGGAAACGUCGAUUACACCCAAAUUCCAAACGCUGCCAACUGGCAAAAUUUGAUUGAAAGGUGCAGCUAUCGAUUGUCGCUUAUUCGCGAUGAUACGGAAAACUGCCAUCUGAUUUAUCUCGCAGAUAAAAAUUUCGUGAAAAACCGCCAAAGAAACGCCUUCAACGCAAUGGUCAACAAUUUCGCAAACAAGUAUAUCCACUUUUGUCUGGCUCGAACAGAGAUUACAAACGAUAAACUCAACCGAAUACUCAAGUAUUCCUCCUGCGUCGAUUACGGCUACAUUGCGCUGAGAAGAGAAAGUUUUAUAAAAACAGUGAAAUUCUCAAGCCUCUACAGCUUGAACGAUUUCGUUCUGUAUGAGACUCGAGUUCACGGCCAGACAGAAACUCCUGACAGUGGAAUCGAAGUUUCCAGCCCGCCCGUAAAAAUCAAAAGUGAGCUUUACAAGCUUACACCAAAGGUGAAAACACCUGACGAGGUUCAACAAAUCGAAUCAAUCAAAACAAUGCUGAAAGAACCUACUGCCGCGCCACCGCCACCGCCACCAUACGAGGCGGCAAUUGCCAUGAAGCCUACCUCGCCACUACCUCUCUCAGAUGAGAUCAUUGACGACGCAAUCAAUGCAGGCACCUCCUGGAUUGAUUUGACCGAGCCGCUCACGCCAGACGAUUCUCUUCGUGAGCCUGAGCCUGUACCCGUUGUAGUCGUCUCUCCAGAAACAACCACGCCUCCUUUAGGACGGCAAUCAUCAUUUUAUCAACCGCCACCACCACCACAACCUGCUCAAAACUUUAUUCCUUCCGUCCCCACCAACAUCACUCUUUUUGACAACAUGUUCAACUCCAAGAAAUAA